Messenger RNA from Loa loa (African eye worm), 342 nucleotides. RefSeq lists its product as hypothetical. The record is from RefSeq and is a predicted model, not a curated record. NCBI's taxonomy places the organism in Eukaryota, Metazoa, Nematoda, Chromadorea, Rhabditida, Onchocercidae. The transcript has 3 exons. Bases 1 to 342 code for a protein of 113 amino acids.
AUGUGUAGCUAUACCGUAUUACCACCUCAUUUCGCGGAUGUAAAUUAUCAUCGGCGUUGUGGGAUUCAUGUACAGACAUUAUUGCUAUGUCAUCAACCGAUCACUUUACUUGUUAUCAUAGCAGCCAUUUCAAUUGGUAUUAUUUUAUUAAUCAAUCCAAGUCUUCAUCAUAAAUCUCCAUUAUAUAAGCAAUUUUUUCAACAUUAUGCACGUGUGAGAGCCAGUCAUUAUACAUUACUGUAUCGGAUAGCUAUAGCUUUAUGGAUCGGUGUACAUAUUGUUCAUGUAAUUACUGUUAUUACCAGUAUUUUAGCCACACGAGUAAACUUAAUUUUUAUUUAA